Molecule: messenger RNA, 1281 nt
Organism: Lactuca virosa
Lineage: Eukaryota; Viridiplantae; Streptophyta; Magnoliopsida; Asterales; Asteraceae
Source: the annotation of a GenBank genome assembly
AUGGACACUACUUCCUACUCCAGCGUCAUUUCCAAGGCUAAUCUCGCAAUCGUUUCGCUUGUUAUCACAACCGUAGCCUUGCAACUCCUCACUGUCAACUGCGCCACCGCCGGAAUAUCCAAAACCAGCAUCGUCACUGUUCUUAGCAUCGAUGGCGGCGGCGUCCGUGGCAUUAUUCCGGCAACCAUACUUUCAUUUCUCGAAUCCAAACUUCAGGAAAUCGAUGGACCUGAGGCACGAAUUGCGGAUUACUUUGAUGUCAUCGCCGGAACAAGUACCGGAGGGUUGAUGACGGCGAUGCUUGCUGUUCCUGGUGAUGAUAAUCGACCUCUCUACUCUGCAAAUGAUAUUAGUAACUUCUACUUUUAUCAUUCACCAAGGAUUUUUCCUCUAAUAAGCCGCAUCAAGUUCUUAAAUGCUGUAGCAAAUUUCUUUGGGGGAGUCGUCGGACCAAAAUACGACGGCGAAUAUCUCCGAUCAAUAACCAGACAGAUAUUGGGAAACGCAACUCUCAAACAAACGAUAACAGACAUAAUCAUACCAACUUUCGACAUCAAACGCCUUCAGCCGACGAUCUUCACCACCGACGAUGCAAAAGAGUUCGCCUGGAAAGAUGCUUUUCUAUCGGACGUAUGCAUAAGCACCUCCGCCGCUCCGACGUAUUUCCCGCCUCACUAUUUCGAGACCACAGACGCCGAAGGAGCUACGCGUACAUUCGAUCUGAUCGACGGCGGAGUUGCAGCAAACAACCCGACGCAAGUAGCGAUAACGCAUAUCAUGAAGGAAGUGAUGAUCGGAAAACACAAGUUCUCCGAUCUGGAGUCCGUCGACGGCAGGAGGAUGCUUGUGCUUUCGCUUGGCACCGGGAUGCCGAAACGCUCCGAGAAAUAUAAUGCCCGGAGAGCUUCACGAUGGGGUUUGGUGAAUUGGGUGUUCGACAAUGGUUCUUCUCCCAUAAUUGAUAUCUUCAUGGAUGCAAGCUCUGAUAUGGUCGAUAUUCAUGUCUCCACUCUCUUCAGAUCCCUCAAUGCUGAAAAGAAUUAUCUACGCAUUCAGGAAGACAACUUGAUAGGAGACACGUCAUCAGUCGAUAUUGCGACGGAUGAGAACAUGAAGGCACUUGAGGACGUAGGAAUAAAACUGUUGAAUGAGAAGGUGUCAAGAGUAGAUUUAGAAACCGGAAUUUUUCAAGAAGUCGAAUCUGAAGGGACAAAUUCCGAAGCUUUGACACGGUUGGCCAGAUUGCUUUGUGAGGAGCGAAAACGUCGCCAAAGUAAAUAA